ACAUGGCGUCCGACAGUGAGAGCGACGAGGAUUUCGUGACUUACGGAACUCCGUUGGAGCCUCUGGAAGAAGACGAGCCGUUGAAGAAGCCCGUCCCUCUCCACGAGCAGACGGUGAAGGAUGAGAAGGGCCGGUAUCAGAGGUUCCACGGAGCGUUCACCGGAGGGUUUUCAGCUGGUUAUUUCAACACGGUGGGCACUAAAGAAGGCUGGACGCCGUCAACCUUUGUGUCGUCACGGCAACAGAAAGCUGACAAGCAUCAUGCCAGACCAGAAGAUUUCAUGGAUGAGGAGGACUUCGGCGAGCACGGCAUCGCUCCCAGACAGAUCACCACCAGCCAGGAGUUCUCGUCCGGUCGCAGGGACGAGGCCAGAGAGAAGGCGAGAGCCGUCGGCGCUCAGGCAGCGCUGAUCCCCGGAGACACGCUGCUGGAGGAGCUGAUCUCACCUGCCAGGCUGUCCAUCGGGGUGGAGCUGCUGAGGAGGAUGGGCUGGAAGGAAGGCCAGGGCGUCGGGCCUCGUGUGAAGAGGAAAGCUCGCAGACAGCAGGCUGAUGGUGGUAGCAGAGUUUACAGCUGUGCGCUGCCCCCUGCUGGAUCGGAGCACUCAGAGGACGAUGACGAAGAGUUCGCUCCAGAGAACGUGACCUUUGCCCCCAAGGACGUGACUCCGGUGGACUUCAACCCCAAGGUGGGGGUUCAGGGUCUGGGGUACCGUGGUCUGGACCCAGGCCUGGCGCUGCUGGGCCGAGGAGCGCCCGAACACAUCGACCUGUUCGACCCGCGGUCCGAGACGAGGAGUCGACUGUUCGGAGACACGCGGGGAGGCUCGCGGAGGGGCGGCGUGGCUGGACAGGCGUUCGGGAUCGGGGCCCUGGAGGAUGACGACGAUGAAGAGGUUUACCACAGAGACUCCAUGUCCAGAUACGACACGGUGCUGGGAGGAGAGGAGCCCGGAGACGGCCUGUACGGCUGGACGGCUCCGCGGCAGUACACCCAGAGGAGAGACAAAAGCAAAGACGUGUCGUACCUCGGCAAAAUCCUGGAGGGAUUCACUCUGGCCCAAAAACCUGCCGAAGAAAAAACAAUCUUCCCUCCCCCGUCGCUGCCCAGUGACUAUCGUCCGCUCCAUCGUUUCCGUCCAUCGGUCGACGUUUCCCGUCUUUCCGGGGUCAGUCCCGCGCUGGCCGAGGCUCUGAGGGCCUCCAGGGGCCACAUGGUGAAAGAGGAACCCCAACAAGGAGGCCGGCACCAGCUGGACUCCUGCCAGAGGAGGACGCUGCUGGGAGAAGACGCCCUGUCAGGUCCCAGUUCAGUGAUGGAGCUGCUGAGGCCUGAAGACCGACAGCGACUGCUCAACCUCCGCAACUCCUCCGUCGUGCCCGCCGCAAAAAGCACGACCCCGGACUCCCACGAUGCCUCGCGAUCCACGGGGUCGUCAGCUGCGGGCGGCGCGGCCUCCUCCGGCCUCCAGCAGGAGGCCCUGGCGGUGUGGAGAGGCGUCCAGACCUCCACGCAGACCUUCAGGCCGUUUGAGAACAACCCCAGCAAACAGGCGCGCUAUGAGCUGUACCUCAGCCGCCUGAAGCAGGGAGACAAAGACGCCCUGGAGCAGAGUCUGGACCCGGGGGCGACCGAGUGGGAGCGCAGCAGGGAGAGGGAGGAGUUUGUCCGAGCCUCCAUCCUGUACAGACCCUCCUCCUCGUCGCUCUCCUCCCGCUUCACCCGAGCCAAACACCAGGAGGACGACGACAGCGUGGAGGUCAGCCGGGACCAGGAGGGCGACGUGGACGACAAACAGGCCGCCGUAAAUAUGAAGAUGUUCGGAAAACUGACCAGAGAAACAUUCGAGUGGCAUCCUGACAAACUACUCUGCAAGAGAUUCAACAUCCCAGACCCCUACCCCGGGUCCAGUGUGGUGGGUCAGCCGAAGGUCAAGAGAGACAAGUUUUCAGUCUUCAACUUCCUGACUGUGACUGAGAGCAGAGAGACAUCAGCUCCUCCAAAGCCUCCAGAGCCUGGGAAGAAGUCUCGGUGGGACGUUUCAGACCGGAAGGAGGAGAAGAAGCAAACUGACCCGCUGAGUGAGCUGCUCAGUGCUGCACGAAACAAAUCUGCGAGCAACCUGGAACAAGCGUCCGAACGCGGCGAACCCGCCUCCGGCAGCGCCAGCAGGCGGAGUCUGGACAGCAGAGCAGAGACUAAGUCGGUGGAUCAGCACAGCUCAGACAAGAAGAAACAAGGUGAUGGAGCAGAGGAAGAGGAGCAGGAGGAAGAGGAGGAGAGCAGGCCUCCCAUGGAUCUGUUUAAAGCCAUCUUCGCUGGCUCCUCUGAUGAGAAAUCCUCCUCUUCAUCGGAGGGAGAGAGCAACGAUGAGGAAGAGGUGAAGGACGCGGAGGAGCAUGAGGUCAGAGGGGAGCCACAGCAGCUGAACCUCUUCAAUAUCACCUCCACCACCUCCUCCGUCACCUCCUCCACCACCUCCUCCACCAUCACAUCCGGCCAGCAGACAGCGGUGCUCUCGUCUCAGAACUCGACACAAGAAGAAGUGUUUGGUCCGAAGCUGCCCCCCCCUUCGGCUGCUCUGCUGUCAAGAGACAAAGUCAGAGGAGGCGCCACCUCUGCCCGCUCCCCCAGGGAGGAGGAGAACCCCAGGAAGAGGAACAAAGAGAAGAAACACAAGAACAAGAAGCAGCACAAACACAAGAAGGAGAAGAAGAAGAAGAAACAUAAGAAGCACAAACACAAAGGGAAGGAGAAGAAGAAGAGCAAGAAGGAGGCAUCAGACAGCAGCCCGGAGGACAGUGAUGAGGACAGCGAUGGAGAAGCUGGACAGGUGACGGCAGAGGAGCUGCUCAAAAGACUGAAAAAUGUCGAGUCACAUCAGAGCUGGUGAAGAAGCAGGAAGUGUGUCCUCUGUGAGGACGACCAACCUGAAAAUAACACAUCAGAGCUGACCUCCCCCUCCACUACACUCACUUCAUUUUACGCCACAGAUUACCUGUUGCUCUUGUUUUGAACAAUAAAACGAUUAUUAUUUGA
Molecule: messenger RNA, 3040 nt
Organism: Chelmon rostratus (copperband butterflyfish)
Lineage: Eukaryota; Metazoa; Chordata; Actinopteri; Chaetodontiformes; Chaetodontidae
Gene: gpatch1
Product: G patch domain containing 1
Exons: 20
Coding region: 3-2894 (963 amino acids)
Biological process (GO): mRNA processing
Cellular component (GO): nucleus
Molecular function (GO): RNA binding
Source: RefSeq, a predicted model, not a curated record